GUUGAGCAAUUAAUCGAGUGUGCAUCUCUCGAUUCGUUUGUCGCGAGUGAGUAAGCGUACGUGACAAAGGGACGAUUAAAAGCGAGACGCGUCGGGAGACAAUUUUCUUAUUGGCACGCGUGUAAUUCGAACGCAAUAAUAAUACACAGCCCGUGCUGGUUGCCGUGAUAUCAGCACGCGUACGUGCACAUUUGCGUCACACUUGACGUACGACGGCUUGCACAGUGACAGCAAUCGCGUUGAAGUCUCUCACCUUGAAGUCCAUUCCUAUGAUAUCAUCACGAAACUGCGCUCACGUACCUAUUUCCUAAUGUAUUAUGCAAUAUUCGAGGUGUGCUGUCCUGCCCGAAUUGAAAUCUCUGUUUACUCCGUCAGGUGAAGUGACGUGUCAGGCACGCGCGCAAUUUUUCUAAGUCCGAGAAAUAAAACAUAUGCUUCAGAGUUUCGUUGACGUUCCUAGUGAAGUACGCUGCGUAUACUUUUGCGUCAUUGUUGCAUUAUGCUCAACUGAGUAACUUGGAUUGUACGCAAGUGCAUCCAAUAAUGUCAUCGAUUAACAGUGUUGAUCCCCAUGGGACGUUACAGUGGGAUAUGAUGGAAUUGGCCCGUCAUUUGCGACAAGAAAGGCUGUUCGUCAAUUCAGAACAGCAAAACUUGCAAACCCUUAACGAACGGGUCUUGUAUAUGUCGUCACAAUUAGCGCAGCAAGCAUGGAUAACCGCGCAACAGAGAGUCAAUCUGAAUCGUUUGAUAGUGGCAAGACCAGAUUGUACUCCAGCAUCGUGUUGCCUAAGAGCGAACGCACUGGAAAAUUCGCACUUUAUCGACGCGUAUAAGUACCUGCGUUACCAGGCGUGCUUGUCUUACGGGGAGUUUUUGGGCGCAUUGCGAAAAUCGCCCAAGCUCCUCGCUUCGUGCUUGGUCGAAGGGGACAAAGUCACUCCGGAAUCGAUGCAGACGAUUGUGCAAUGCUUGGCCGCCGGAUUGUACGGCAGCUGUCUGUUACCAGAGGACAAAAGUUUGGUUCUCCAGUUGCUCAGGCACCUCAUGUUACUGCAGAUAAUCCCGUCUGAUAACCCACGAAGAUUGCUCAGGCACGGCACGUGCGCGUUUUCCAAGUUUUACUCGAUCUUUCACGAAAGUCUGUUUUCCGCAAAGCUUUUCCUCACGGCGGCUUUGCACAGCCCCAUCGUGCAAUUGCUCAUGGAGGACGAACCGUUUCUGGACAUCGACCCGGAUAAAGCGCCUAUUAGAUUUGUACCAGUGGAGAGAUUGAAGAAAUUUGGGAAGGAAGGCACGCCGGAAUAUCAAGCCAAGAUACAACGUUACAGACUGUGUAUAGUAAAUUCCUUGUAUCGUAUUACACAUAGAUUUAUUGUCAACAUCCGCGAAACGAUGCACUGCUUUCCUACGAGUGUCUGCUGGCUUGUAAGACAGAUGGCAGGGCUUCUCAGUAAGAAUGGGAACGUCGAUCCGAAGGAGGUACACGCUAUGUGCACUGAUCUUGUAUUCACGUACUUUAUUUGUCCUGCGAUAGUUAAUCCCGAGCCUUACGGCAUCACCGACGCACCGAUAAGCUACGUCGCGAGAUUCAAUCUCAUGCAAGUUGGGCAAAUUUUGCAAAUGCUCUCGCUACAAAAGUAUCAAAGUAUCGAUAGCAAGGUUAUUGACCUUUAUAAAAAGUUCGAAAAGGAUUCGGUGUCUUCCAUAAUAGAUUCAAUGUUGGACGGUGCGACGGAGGAACUGGAGGAAGAACCAACAGUGAUCGACAAUAAGCUUCAAGGCCUGUCACGAUCCGCAGCGCUGUUCACAGAGAGUGAAUUAAAUUCUUUAACUACGUUUCUGAAUACGAUCGUGGGUGAUAACAAUGAAGAAACGGUACCGCUCACGAACACGUUUGAUAAGAAACAAUUAGCGGAAAUGCUGUCGCAACUACCUUCAGGUUUACUGCAUAAUAACAGAUUGAGUAACAACGACUACCUGGAGACUCCGAACAAACGAAACGUUGCUGUAGGGAAAGGAAAAGGACGUGGUACGAAGAUGGCCACAUCAUUUUCACCAAAUGUGGCGAAUGAAAAUGGGGAGGAAACCAAGUAUUUCAAAUUGAGCAAAGAGUCUGCUACUCCCGAGGAGGAAACUAUGGAUAAGAAUUCUCAAGACGUGCUAGUCAUACCUUUUGGUCCGACAAUUGGGGAAUCUGUUGGGUUACUCAGUGAACAGAAAGUUUUAUGCAUGGAGCUUCAAAGUGGUAUGGGGAAUGGACCUGUUACUGUGAAUCUUCCUGAUGAUGCAUCUACUGAACAUACUAGACAGGAAAGCGGCAAUGGGGAACGUAUCGAAACGCAAGAGAAGAGGACACGAUUUUCAUUGUCACAUGAUGAAGUAUUGUUCGAAGGAUCGAUUGGCAAUACAUCUGAUAAUUUGGAAGCUGUAUCAGAAGCCGCAUCCAAUCACAGUGUCGCUUCUUCUCUGGAGUUAGAGACAGAAGAUCAAAAUGAUAAUCUCUCAGAUAUGGUGUCUGCUAAUGUGUCAGGAAGGGGAUCUCCUAAUAUAUCAGGUAGAGAUACGCCGUCAUCUCAAAUCAUGGAAGGAGACGAUGGACGUGCUGCAGGUGAAGUAAGGCAGCUGGAUUUGGCGCCGCCUAAUAUCCCAACGAAGCAAAGUCGAUCUGAAAUUGACGACAAAUUUUGCAAAUUUGAAAUUAAGAAGCUCAUUGAGGGAGAUGAGACUGUUUCUAUGGUGUCCGAUACUUGGUCUACGGAUGUGUUGGCCUCAGAUAGCGAAAUAGUUGAACAGCAGGAUAGAAUACCGCUCCCUGUCCCUCCCGAACAAGUCGCGCCUGUUUUGCCCGUCGAGCCUACGCCAACCUUGUUAGAUAUCAGUGAAACCGCCUCCGAAGCUUGGAGUACAGAUGUACUGGCUAGCGAUUCGGAAAGGCUGACCGAAGUAGAUACCGAUGAUACUGCUAGCGUUGCUAGGUCUGACGAUACAGCGAGGUCGGAGGUUGAGAUAGAAAGUCGCGCUGACUCCGAGGGGAAUGAAGAAACGCUUCAGUCUGCAACUCCAUUGAUUUCAGGUCCAGACAGUUCGGGCAUCAGUUUUUCGUCAUCAGUUUCGGGUACUCGCGAGGAUUCUGGCGUGGGGGCUUCGGUGGUGGUCCAUCCUUCUCCGACAACGUCUCCGUUACCCUUAUCGUCGAAUGUAACCGGCCGCGGUGGGACAAAAUCGGACUAUCAACGCAGCACAAUGGAGUACGUGGACAAGAACGCCAACAAUAUAAGCAAUACGGAUUACGGUAAACCGCUACGGGACGACGGGCUGGUUCAUCUGAUGGACAAGCUGCAAAUUGACAACGGUAAGCAAGUCGAACGUCAAGCAACUGCGCACGAUCACAUCGCUGCGGCUGCAGUCGCACCGGCAUUGCUGUUAGCUAAUCAUAUUUCUGCACCUGUUUUACCAGAGAAGCCCCAGAACGGUGACGCAAAAGCGGAGGAGUUGGACAGUUGUAUGGGAUCGGUUGGAGAUGGCGUAGGCCGUUUAAGCACGGCCAGCCUAACGUCCAGCAGCAGUUCCGGAUCGGAGCCACGAAUAAAGGGCAACACUUCGACGUCGGAGCUGCCAAUACCAACGGUUAACGGUAAUUGCGAUUCGGUAGACGCGAGUCCCAACUUUUCCAAGCCGAGUGCAUCAACGGGGGCGAUCCCAAAGAGCAUAAGUUUCGACAUGACAGCCGAGCGUGGCGACAAGGAGCUGUUGGACGACGAUCAGAAGAACAAGCGUGGGUUCUUCGGCAAAUUGAAGCUGUCGCUGAGGAAUCGUAGGGGUAAAGCAAUCCGUGGAACGGACGACAGAUGUUACGAUCGAGAAGCUGGUGGCGACGGUGUCGAUAUGUGCAGGCACAGAUUACGCAGGAUCAUGUCGGAGGAGGUGACGUCGUCCGGUAAUGGAGCAGGCGACACUACUGAUGACAUACUAGCAAAAUACAGGAGGAAACCGAGCGCGGCCAGUGAUACAGCUUCGGUCGAGAGCAAUCAGUCCCGCACGAAAGAGGUGGAAGAUGAGAGACUUUCAAUCGACCCGAAUAAUGUGGAGCUAUCUUACGCUUUCGCGGAUGCUAAACGGAAAUUACGUAUGGUGCUUAGCACUGCUGACCUUCAACACAUUCCAUGGAAUACUUCUGAGAGACAUUGCUGGUCGCAGAAAGAAAACGAGCUGGUCGCGUUCUUGCAAUUACAGUUGGCGGAAGCUAUAAACUUGCAGGAUAGAGCACUGAUAGCUCAUCUUCACGAAACCUUACGUUGCGUGCGUCUGUUCAAUGACGAUGGUUGUAGAAAGCUUUUUAAAUCUCUACGAGAGGAUUAUCAAAAGCGGUCUCCUUAUAUCGCGUAUUUAAUCAGAUGUCGUCAAGGAUUGCUGUCGACAUUAGCUCACUUAGAUAGGUUAUGCGUGCGAGUCAAGUGCGACCGGGAUGCAAUCAAUAAUCAUCUUGUAUCCGUUUGCGUACGGGUGUUCUUGGAGAAACGGGAAGCUUUCCUUUCGCGCUUUUGCGACGAAUUUAAAAAGCUCAAGUUAGCUGACGAGAAGCAAGACCUCGUGGAUAAUUUUCUAGGGAAAGUCCACGCCGAGAUGGACAACGAUCCAAUCUGGCAAUCGGCGUGCGCUAAUCAAUUGGAUCUGGCGAGAGUUGUGGUGGAGAGGACCGUCAUGGCACGGGUGUACCACAACGCGCUCUACCCAAAUGGAGACGGGGAUAUAUACAGGGACCUGCUGCUUCAGGAUCACAUAAAAAAGUUGGCGAAAGUCGUAACUCCAAAUCACAAGGACCUACGCAUUCCGAAGGUUUAUCAUUACGAAUGCCCCUGGCCAUGGGCGCAGGCUGAAUUGGCUGUGAUAUCGGCGUAUAAGACUCCUAGGGAUAAGCUGCAGUGUGUGUUUCGUUGCGCCACUACCAUCAUGAAUCUACUUUCCAUGGCGUCGGAAAGAGGGAUACCUGCCGCCGAUGACUUGAUUCCGGUGCUAGUCUAUGUCAUAAUCAAGACCAAUCCGCCGUCAUUGCUAUCGACUGUCCAGUACGUAGACAGCUUCUACAGAAAUCGGUUGGAGGGCGAGGAACAAUACUGGUGGACGCAGUUCUGUUCGGCGAUCGAGUUCAUCAAGACGAUGGAUUAACAGUUUCUCAGGAGUAUUAUGAUAAAUAAGAUUAGAUGCUGGUGAUACUGUAGAAAUGUUGUAUCAUAAUCAUAAUUUCGGCGAUUUCAUAAGGAAAAACGAAGAAGAAGAAGAAGACCAAUAUCUUGUGUAAAGCUAGCUGAACGAUUUUAUGCUUCCGGUAAUCUUGAUUAUGAUUCUGAAGUAGCAAUCUAACUAUGUUAGCUCUUUCGCACGUUAAUACGUAACAUUAGCAAAGACUGAAUAUCAGAUUGUACGUAAAGUAUGGCUUCACCCUUAUUUGUAAAUCUCUAUUGUACAAUUUCACAGAACAUCGAAAAAGAAACGUUUUAGAUAUUAUUCUAUAAUUUAUGUGUAAACAAUACAGAACUUACACAAUUGAUAACCAUUUAGCAGGA
This is a messenger RNA of Ooceraea biroi (clonal raider ant), 5567 nucleotides long. It is a transcript of the gene Gapvd1, whose product is annotated as GTPase activating protein and VPS9 domains 1. Gene Ontology annotation, biological process: vesicle-mediated transport; regulation of GTPase activity. The record is from RefSeq and is a predicted model, not a curated record. Lineage: Eukaryota; Metazoa; Arthropoda; Insecta; Hymenoptera; Formicidae. Gene Ontology annotation, molecular function: guanyl-nucleotide exchange factor activity; small GTPase binding. Gene Ontology annotation, cellular component: endocytic vesicle; cytosol.